GACUACAACCCAGGAGGACCGCUGCUGUUUUUCGCUUCUUUCCGGUUUCAAGUGCAUCCUUUUCGAUCCUGCUGCAUCCAGUUUUAAGUGCUAAUAAUCAAAUGCGUUGCCGCUCAAUGCAUAGAGGAAGUCGCUAAGCAUACGAUCGGGAAAAAACCAAACCCCCAAAAACCUCCGAAACCGUGCACGCAAGCGAAAAAAGUUUGUGACUGCGUGCGUGCGUGUGUGUUUUGUGUAAGUAAUCAUCCCGUGGUGGAGCCCGUUAGUGAAAAAUCGAAGCGAAGCAGCCCUAAUAGACAGCUUUCCGUCCGCGGAUCCAAACAGCUCCUACGAAAGCGUGAAUAGAAAUCUAACUCAAGCACCGAAGAACACGGCGGUUGGCCAAUCACUUAGCCGGCACAAUGCAAACUAUAAAAUGUGUGGUGGUCGGUGACGGAGCCGUCGGUAAGACGUGCCUUCUUAUUUCGUACACGACGAACAAAUUUCCCUCCGAGUACGUACCGACUGUGUUCGACAACUAUGCAGUCACGGUCAUGAUCGGAGGCGAACCCUAUACUCUAGGACUGUUUGAUACUGCUGGUCAGGAAGAUUAUGAUCGCUUACGUCCUCUGUCCUAUCCUCAGACAGACGUGUUUUUAGUGUGUUUUUCCGUUGUUAGUCCUAGCUCGUUUGAGAACGUUAAAGAAAAGUGGGUUCCGGAGAUAACACAUCAUUGUCAAAAGACCCCGUUCUUACUAGUAGGCACACAGAUUGAUUUGCGUGACGAAAACAGCACACUGGAGAAGCUAGCCAAAAACAAACAGAAACCAAUCACGCUGGAGCAGGGCGAAAAGCUGGCGAAGGAGUUAAAGGCAGUCAAAUACGUGGAGUGUUCCGCAUUGACUCAGAAAGGGCUAAAGAACGUAUUCGAUGAAGCCAUCCUGGCAGCGCUAGAACCUCCGGAGCCGACGAAAAAACGAAAGUGCCGAUUUUUGUAAAACAUCCGCAGUUCUUUCAGAACGACAGGAAGAAAGCAGUGGGUCGGUGGAACGUUGUCGCACAGUUCGAUGGAAACAUGAUGGUGUUUCUUUCUUUUGGCCGCGCGCCAAGCAUAAUGCAGUCAACAAGAUAGAAGCAGUAUGAGAUUGACAGAACAAACAACAUACAAUUGUGUGUUUUUCUUUUAUCUUAUUUCGCUUUCCUUUAAUGAAAAACAUGAAGCGUGUUUGUUAGAUGCAAAUCAGUUCAAUAACCUUCUACGUGUGAAACGUACUGCAAGAACAUCCUGCGAAUUUUUCGUUGUUUCAUAGAGGUAAAAAGAAUCCUAAGCAUAACCUAACUGACAUUCAAAAACCUCAGCGAAGAUGAUAUGAUAAAAUGGUUAAGUAAAUAUGAUAGUGAAGAACAGUUAGAUGCAGCGUGAAUUACGGCAUAAAACAAAUCGGGAAAAGUGCUGACCUUGUUGCAUAAAAAAAAACCCCUAACCUACAGCACGCAGUAACUAAAAAACAAAUAGUAUAUACACCUAUACACAGAUAGGUAUGUAUGUAUAUACCUACGCAUUAUGCAUAUAUUCUAAUGAAAGUAUAUGAGUAAGCCGUUUCCCUUUCGUGCAUUAACUUCGAUGAACGUGGAAGAAAAAGAAAGCGCAAGUCGAGCUACCAUCCUUUUGGCUCAUCUAUAAUGGGGCUAAACUAACAUAAACGACGGAACGGUGGAUAAAGAUGAUUUGCCCUGACCGAAAAGCAGAAAUGAGAAGUGGACAAAAAUAAGGAACACGAGUUGUAACGUAUUAACGCUAAGUCAACUUUAUGGAACGCGAGUAAGAGCGCAAACGGUGCAAGAAAAAUAACGAAACUAACCUAGAAACACAUGGCGCGCGUGUUCCGUCAUUCCUUCAUGUGCGAUUCUGUCUUUUUACAGGACAAAAUGAUGGUAACCAGUGGGGGCGUUGCUUGCAUUGGGUUGAUUUUCGAUCGCAUCCGACUAGGGACGGCCACGGCCGUAUGGAUAAGACUUGAACGCAGUCCAUGUUUGGUGAGAUAGAUAAUGUUACGGGAGAUUUUGUGUUGAAGGUGCAAACUGGUUCAGCUUUGCUGCAUUAAACUAUCCAUUUCUGUUAAAACCAUAGGCAUUCGUGGUUUCACAGAACCAAGUGCUCACGUGUCAGCAUCACAGGAUUCAGAUCGAAUUGCAGGUCCACAAUCCACAGAGUAUAUUGUGGUUUGUUGAUAUCUUACCGUGAUUAACAUGAACUAAAAGUUUGUCCUAGAAUAUUGAUCACUUGAGCCAAGUGGAAAUGUGUCUUUAAACCGGAUUUUUUGUGUUUACUUUUCACAUUAUCAACGACACCAGGCGCUUGUUUUUAAGAGAAGAACUCAGCCUCAUCAACGAUUAGACACAUUGAUUUGAGGGAAUGGGAUAAGGAGGAUUGAAAUUUGUUUAAUGCAGUUUCUAUACAUGAAAGCUACUACAAAAUAAUGUUGCCUAUCUAAUACAUCCGCGAACUAUAUGUAUUUAUGCUAUAGAGAUGUAGAUGCAUUAGUGGCAUGUUCAGAGCAGCUUCUUUGGACGCACCAAUAAUCAGGUCCGCAUGUUUGUGUGGGAUAAUGGCUUUCCUAGUCAAAGGGGCCGUUAAAGUUGUCUAGUUAUUUCGAUCGCACGCGUGGGGUUCACUGUUGCCUGUUUUUUGUAAAUGGCAUCCACUGGAAGGCGCAUGGUAAACGGCCAACAAAGAAAACAGAAUCAGUGGAUGCAACUUUUCCCAAGGGAUGAAAUGGAACUGUACAUUGAUUGCACUGGAUGGCAAAACCCCCCGGGGGUAUAGUGUUUUCCUUUGCAGUUUGGUGCACUGAAACGGACUGCAAACAUGAUUUCACAUCCACGCAUAAUAAGCACACUUUUUAUGCCAUCUUUCUUUUAUUUAAAUAUCUCCUUGAGCAUGGGUAUGUGUUUUGAUAAAAAGUAAUUAUAUUUAACGAAGAAUAAACAGUGAAAUGAAGGAAACCAUU
Messenger RNA from Anopheles darlingi, 2990 nucleotides. RefSeq names its product cdc42 homolog (gene Cdc42). Gene Ontology annotation, biological process: small GTPase-mediated signal transduction. The record is from RefSeq and is a predicted model, not a curated record. Gene Ontology annotation, molecular function: GTPase activity; GTP binding. The transcript is spliced from 5 exons. Bases 402 to 977 code for a protein of 191 amino acids. Lineage: Eukaryota; Metazoa; Arthropoda; Insecta; Diptera; Culicidae.